Messenger RNA from Plenodomus lingam JN3, 408 nucleotides. Lineage: Eukaryota; Fungi; Ascomycota; Dothideomycetes; Pleosporales; Leptosphaeriaceae. The record is from RefSeq and is a predicted model, not a curated record.
AUGCUCGAUCCUCAUCCUAUUGGUGCGAGCACACUGCCUGCUUAUGCUCAUCAUAAAGCGGCAUCGACAGCAGCAUCGACAGCACCGAUAGCAGCGCCGGUGGCAGCAGCAGCAGCAGCAGCGACGGCAACGGCGACAGCGACGGUGACGGUGUAUAGCAUGUAUUACCAUUUAGCAACAACACCAACAAGGAUAACUUACACCUCCAUAUACCAUGCGACUCUAUGCGAGUGUGGAAAUACCCGGAACAAUCAUGCCCAGCGUGGCGAUGCUGGCCUUGGAUAUUGGCACACUUUCUCUGUCCCCGCAACACCUUCCGACCAAGCUCUAAUAUCACCAGGCGCGCGACAUAGAAGGCGGACCAUGGCCACUAUACCACAGCAGCCACAAGAAACAAUAACAUGGUAA